AAUAUUGUAUUUUUUUUUCUCUAUAUAUAGGACAUGAAGUUAGUUUCUACAUUCAUCUCAUGACUUAACAUUACUCAACACUUAAUUAUCUAAAAGAAAACACAAGUCCAUGGAGAAGAUUUUUUCAUUCUCAGCACAGGCCAACAAGAUGGGUGAUACUAAUACAACCAUAUUAAGUUGCGUGUUUUUUUGCAUAGUAAUCAUAUUUCAUGAAUUUUAUUCUUCUAUUUCUUCGUUUUUUCGAACCAUUAUUUCCCUUUUCAAUACUCCAUAUAAUAAGAAGCAUGAUAAUGCUGAAACUUCAUCAAAGGCGAAUGUGAUCAAUAGUGAGACCAAGGAUGUUGAGUUAGUAUUCGACACAUUAAUAAAUUUUUGCAACGAAAAUGGGGAUAAGAAUAUUGAUGAGGUAGAGUUGGUUGAGGUUUUCGAUUCAUUUGAAAAAACAGAGCCUACUUUGGAGGAAGUUAAAGAAGCAUUUGAUGUGUUUGACGAAAAUGGAGAUGGCUACAUUGAUGCAAAUGAAUUAAAGAAAGUCAUUUCCAAGAUGGGGUUCUUGGAUUUAUCGGUGUUCGAUUGCCAGAGGAUGAUUGCGCCAUUUGAUGAAAACAGAGAUGGAAAAAUUGAUUUUGGUGAAUUUGUCAAGCUCAUCGAGCAUAUCUUUCAAUAACUCUGCACUCAUCAUUUUCAUGUUUAGUUUUGUAACUAAGUAAAAUUAUUCGGCCUUCGCGCGAGUAUUUAAUAUUAUGAAAUUUCGAUAUAUUAUCUUACAAACGUACUAACAAACAUUAAUGAUAUAUAAAGUACUUCUUAUCAUUUAUCCUCAAUAAUAUAUGCACAAAUUAAUGACUGUAAAAAUGUACAUCAAGAUUUGUAACAUAAGUCAUUUAACAA
Molecule: messenger RNA, 891 nt
Organism: Solanum pennellii
Lineage: Eukaryota; Viridiplantae; Streptophyta; Magnoliopsida; Solanales; Solanaceae
Product: probable calcium-binding protein CML30
Exons: 1
Coding region: 110-667 (185 amino acids)
Molecular function (GO): calcium ion binding
Source: RefSeq, a predicted model, not a curated record